CCGUGCCCACUGAACAUAGUUAUUAUUUUCAGAGAAAGUUUCGACUGGAAAUGUCACCUGAUUAGGAUUCAAAGAACUUUUUUUUAAUCUUUCUCCCCACCCCCACCGAUUAGAAGACCGCCCACCACAGACAGUCGUCCAGAGACCCCUUAUAGAUUUAAAAAGAGAGCCUGCAUUCACAGACUGACAUUCAUUCAACACAGCGAUCGUAAGCAGAUUAGUUUCCUACUGCCUCGAUUUUCUGUAUCCUGAGAUCACUUUGCCUUUGCCAUGAAAAGGAUGCUUAAACAAGACAAACUCCACCCGGGCUUGCUCUUAAUAUUUAUCUGCCUCUGUCAUUUCAUUGAAGAUCACAAAGUGCAGGCUGGUAACUGCUGGCUACAACAAGGCAAGAAUGGAAGAUGCCAAGUCCUGUAUAUGACUGGUUUGAGCAGAGAAGAAUGCUGUAAAAGUGGCAGACUUGGCACGUCGUGGACGGAAGAGGACGUGCCAAACAGUACGCUGUUCAGGUGGAUGAUCUUCAAUGGUGGCGCUCCCAACUGCGCGCCGUGCAAAGAAACAUGUGACAAUGUGGACUGUGGUCCUGGUAAAAGGUGCAAGAUGAACAAGAAAAACAAGCCACGUUGUGUGUGUGCUCCUGAUUGCUCAAAUGUGACAUGGAAAGGACCGGUGUGUGGGUCUGAUGGCAAAACCUACAAAGAUGAGUGUGCAUUGCUGAAGGCCAGAUGUAAAGGACACCCAGACCUUGAAGUGCAGUACCAGGGCAAAUGCAAAAAGACUUGUCGAGAUGUUUUGUGUCCAGGAAGCUCUACCUGUGUAGUAGAUCAAACUAACAAUGCCUAUUGUGUCACAUGCAAUCGGAUUUGCCCGGAGCCAACCUUACCUGAACAGUACUUGUGUGGAAAUGAUGGUAUAAUUUAUGCAAGUGCAUGUCACUUGCGAAGAGCCACCUGUCUGCUAGGCAAAUCCAUAGGAGUAGCCUAUGAGGGAAAAUGUAUAAAAGCUAAAUCCUGCGAGGAUAUCCAGUGCAGCCCCGGGAAGAAGUGCCUGUGGGAUGCGAGGAUGAGCAGAGGCCGCUGUGCUCUCUGUGAUGAAGUUUGUCCGGAAAGUCGAUCCGAUGACGCGGUCUGCGCCAGCGAUAACACCACAUACCCAAGCGAGUGCGCCAUGAAACAAGCAGCGUGUUCCUUGGGCGUGCUCCUGGAAGUUAAGCAUUCGGGAUCUUGCAACUUUAUGACUUCCUAGAUUAUGUAAAUCUUAUUGCAUAACAAGCAGAUGCCACAGAGCACCAGUAACUGCCAAGUCACAUAAACACACAAGGCUAUAGUGUGGCUGUACAGAGGGCUUUGAAAACAUGCAGUGAGCUUCUACGGUGCAUGUAAUCCUUAUUUAUGCAACAGCUCCCGUGUGUUCCCCAUAUAGCCAUUACUGAAGAUGAGGAAGACGAAGAAGAAGAUGAAGACCAGGACUACAUGACUACUUUCCAUAUAUCUCCGUUACUGGACUGGUAAACCGCCAUCACUGUUGGAACAGCCUUUAGGGCAAGGAACCGUGUCCAUACUGUAAAUAAGUGUAUACUUAUUUAUUUAAAAAGAAAAAAGUAUACGUAUAGUUGAGUCUGCUAGAGGUUUAUUUAUACUGUGAUGUGUUUCUUAAUUUAUACAUUUAAAAUAUCUGGCUAAUUAUAUACCUUGUUUUUUUUUUGUAUUUUUUUUUUCCCUUUCUUUUCUAUUUUGAAGAAAUAUAUACGUCCAAAGAGCAGUGUUAUUUAUUAUGAGGUACUAAGAUACCAUGUAAAGUAUAAUUCUUCUGCAAGCUGUAAAUUGCAUUCCUGGAGCUGUAUAAAUCUGCUUAUUGCUUUAUUUUUUUGUUUGUUUCUCUCAAUAUCACAGACCUUUAAUUUCUCACAACUCCGCAUGUUAGUCUGCACAUUUAUUUAUUGGAAGUCUGUUAUGCAUUACUGUACAUAAAUGCUUCAGGUAUUGUUUACAACCGAGGAGUCACCAUUACUGACCAAAGGAGUUAUACUAAUCGUUCUGCAGAAGUGUAUGGUGCAGCACAUUGUGACGAUCAAAGAAAAGACUUUUUUUUUGUCUGAAAGCAAAGUUAUUUUUGACUGCAACUAAUGGCGGAGUACUCACGUUGAGUUUCAACUCUCAGUCGCUGCAAUCUGAGCAGAUUUCCCACUUUUAAAAAUAUCCAUCGCAUGUGGGGAAAGGCUAGAUCUGCUCACCUCGUGCCAUCUCGUGUGUGUGUGUGUGUGUGAGUGUGUGCAUCACUUGCUUCCUGAUUCUGAAGAAGAUUUUACUUUUCAGUUCUGAAUCGACCAUGUGCGCUGUUCUCCUUUCUUUUGUUUUGCAGAUUCAAAUGUACUGUGCCAUAUUCCUCUUGCAAGGUUCAUGAAAUAAUCGAGAAACAGUUAACAGUGUCAACUAAGACUAUAUCAUACUUUAUGAAAAUGUUGUCAUUUGUUGUUUUGCAAAAAUGCAGUUUUAUGUUGUUAAUGAUAAUGCAGUUUGUUUUUAUUUUCAAACAUGACAAGUUAAAUACAAAUUCAGUUAUAAAUAUAUAGUUUUGUAUUUUUUUAUGUAAAUGUCAAAUGUAUAUAAAAAGUUAUAAUAGUAUUUGUACAGACAUAAUGAGUGAAUCAAUAAAACUUGGAAUUUUCCUUAA
This is a messenger RNA of Erpetoichthys calabaricus (reedfish), 2673 nucleotides long. RefSeq names its product follistatin a (gene fsta). NCBI's taxonomy places the organism in Eukaryota, Metazoa, Chordata, Cladistia, Polypteriformes, Polypteridae. Gene Ontology annotation, biological process: negative regulation of activin receptor signaling pathway; cell differentiation; multicellular organism development. The transcript has 6 exons. The coding region runs from base 271 to 1245 and encodes 324 amino acids. The record is from RefSeq and is a predicted model, not a curated record. Gene Ontology annotation, molecular function: protein binding; activin binding.